AUGGCUUUAUCUUCAUUCAUUUUGUGGUUACUGUUCUUGGCUGCUGCACCAUUGGCAGUUGUAGAAUCAAUACCAAUUUAUGUUCCGGGAUCAUAUAAAUCCUCAUUAAAGAAAGAUGUGAAGAAUGCUAAGCCAAAAUUACCUUAUAUAACCCAAUAUUUCCCUCAAAUUUUAGACCAUUUCACAUUCCAACCUACAAGCUACAAAACCUUUUAUCAGAAGUAUCUCAUCAACAGCCAGCAUUGGCAUAAAGGAGGCCCUAUAUUUGUUUACACUGGCAAUGAAGGAGACAUUGAAUGGUUUGCUUCAAACACUGGUUUCAUGCUUGAUAUUGCUCCAAAGUUUCAAGCUCUCCUUGUCUUCAUUGAACAUAGGUUUUAUGGAGAAUCUUUGCCAUUUCCAGAGGAAAAACUCAAGUCAGCUAAGACAUUGGGAUACUUGAGUUCACAGCAAGCAUUGGCAGAUUAUGCAACGUUGAUAACAAGUUUGAAGAAGAAUCUCUCUUCUGAGGCAUCUCCUGUUGUGGUUUUUGGUGGCUCUUAUGGAGGAAUGUUGGCCGCUUGGUUUAGACUCAAAUAUCCACACAUUGCGAUUGGAGCAUUGGCAUCUUCAGCUCCUAUACUGCAGUUUGAUGACAUAGUUCCUUGGUCAAGCUUUUAUGAUGCUGUUUCCCAGGAUUUCAAGGAGGCAAGCCUGAAUUGUCAUGAAGUGAUAAAAGGUGCUUGGACAGAGCUGGAUGGUUUUGCAAAUAAAAAAGGAGGAGUAGCAGAGCUCAGCAAGAUCUUCAGAGCUUGCAAGGAGAUUAGUUCUAUAUAUUCAGCUAGAGAUUGGUUAUGGUCAGCAUUUGUGUAUACAGCAAUGGUAAAUUAUCCAACUGAAGCCAAUUUCAUGAAGCCACUACCAGCCUAUCCAGUGGAAGAGAUGUGCAAGAUCAUCGACAAAUCGCCACGUGGAGCCACGAAGCUUAGCAGGGCAUUUGCAGCAGCAAGUUUGUACUACAACUACUCAAAGACUGAAAAAUGCUUCAAGUUGGAAGGUGAUGAAGAUGAUCAUGGCCUUCAAGGUUGGAAUUGGCAGGCUUGCACAGAAAUGGUGAUGCCGAUGACAUGCUCUAACGAAAGCAUGUUUCCACCAUUCCCGUUCAGCUACAAGGAGUUUGCUGAUGAUUGCAAGAAACAGUUUGGAGUAAGGCCUCGGGAACACUGGAUCACUACUGAAUUUGGUGGCAAGAGGAUCAAACAAGUGCUAAAGAGAUUCGGUAGUAACAUCAUAUUUUCCAAUGGAAUGCAAGAUCCAUGGAGCAGAGGAAGUGUGCUGAACAACAUUUCGUCCAGCAUUGUGGCUUUGGUGACUGAGAAAGGGGCGCACCAUGUUGAUUUUAGAUCUGCAACGAAAAAGGAUCCACAUUGGCUGGUAGAGCAAAGGAGGCAAGAAAUGGAGAUUAUCAAGGGCUGGUUACAUGAGUACUUCAUGGAUAACUCACAGGACUAA
Molecule: messenger RNA, 1491 nt
Organism: Oldenlandia corymbosa var. corymbosa
Lineage: Eukaryota; Viridiplantae; Streptophyta; Magnoliopsida; Gentianales; Rubiaceae
Source: the annotation of a GenBank genome assembly